GUGUGGUCCAGUUGCUGGAUGGAAGUUCACCCCAGCCUGAGUUGGCCCGUGCACCCCUGCGCCCGCUUAAUUGAUUUUUGGCGACUCCUGCACGGCGCGUCUCCCAGACGCGUCUUCCUUAAGCCCGCUCUCACCUGCUGAACCAAUCCAACAAUCUUCUGACAACAACGACUACACAAUGGCGCUCAUUGUUGACAAGCACCGGCCCAGAUCCCUGGAUGCGCUCACAUACCAUGAGGAGCUCUCCGAACGAUUGCGCUCUCUAGCGCAAAGCGGCGACUUCCCCCACCUUCUCGUGUACGGCCCAUCCGGUGCAGGCAAGAAGACAAGAAUUGUCGCAACAUUAAAAGAGCUAUUCGGACCUGGUGUUGAAAAGAUCAAGAUCGAUGCGCGUGUCUUCCAGACGAGCAGCAACCGCAAACUCGAGUUCAACAUUGUCGCCUCGAUCUACCACCUCGAAAUCACACCCUCCGAUGUUGGCAGCUACGACCGAGUUGUCGUUCAGGACUUGCUCAAGGAGGUUGCGCAGACACAGCAGGUCGACCAGUCAGCGAGGCAGAAGUUCAAGGUGGUGGUGAUCAACGAGGCCGACCACCUUAGCAGAGAUGCUCAGGCGGCGCUGCGUCGGACAAUGGAGAAGUACUCGCCCAACUUACGGCUCAUCCUCCUCGCCAAUUCUACCGCGAACAUCAUCGCGCCUAUUCGGUCACGUACCCUGCUUGUUCGGGUCGCGGCCCCGACACAGGAUGAGAUCAGUGAUGUGCUGGCUGUGUCAGCAAAGAAGGAAGGGUGGCCGGUGGUGAAGGGUCUACAUCAAAGAAUUGCCAACGAGAGCGGGCGGAACCUGCGCAAGGCGCUCCUCAUGUUUGAGGCGGUACACGCCCAGAACGAGAAAGUUACAGACACCACACCAAUACCGCCCCCAGAUUGGGAAGCGCUCAUCGGCCAAAUCGCCAAGGAGAUCAUGGAGGAGCACACACCAGCCCGGAUCCUUCAGGUCCGGUCCAAGCUUUACGAUCUGUUGACACACUGUAUCCCCGCGACUACGAUCCUAAGGACGCUCACCUUCAAGCUGAUUCCGCUUAUUGACGAUGCUCUCAAAGCGGAUGUCAUCAAAUGGGCGGCCUUCUUUGAGCACAGGAUCCGAACGGGCACAAAGGUGAUUUUCCAUCUCGAGGCGUUUGUGGCCAAGUUCAUGAGGAUAUUUGAAAUGUAUUUGAUGAGCAUGGAUAUGUGAGGGGGGCCAGACGACGAGAACAGGGUUGGGCGUUAUGGGUGGGUGCUAGGAGUUGAGUAGAACGGCAUGUUUACGAUACAUCCCAAUUGCUACCGACAGCCAUGACUUUUGUGACUGC
Molecule: messenger RNA, 1355 nt
Organism: Chaetomium fimeti
Lineage: Eukaryota; Fungi; Ascomycota; Sordariomycetes; Sordariales; Chaetomiaceae
Product: P-loop containing nucleoside triphosphate hydrolase protein
Exons: 3
Coding region: 179-1237 (352 amino acids)
Biological process (GO): DNA-templated DNA replication; DNA repair
Cellular component (GO): Ctf18 RFC-like complex; nucleus; DNA replication factor C complex
Molecular function (GO): DNA clamp loader activity; ATP hydrolysis activity; DNA binding
Source: RefSeq, a predicted model, not a curated record